AUGACUCCGUCCGACGAUGCACCGGCACCAUUUUCUGAACCGCCGUGGCUGAUGGGCCACGGUUCUCCAUACUAUACAGCCACGCACAUCAAAUGGCAAAAGGCUUGUCGUGAAUUCAUUUCAACGCAUCUGGCACCGUACGCACAAGAAUGGGAGACAGAAGGCAAUGUUCCAGAGCAUGUUUUCGAAACCUUUUCGAAGCACAACAUGCUCAUUCCGAACUUGCCCGCUCCUCUACCAAUUGAUCUACUGAAGUUCAUGGGCAUCAACGAGCUUCUUGGCGGUUUGCGGAUCGAAGAUUUUGACUACUUCCAUUUUUCAAUCUAUAUAAGCGAAAUGCGAAGACCAGGCGUUGGAGGUCCUACAUCAUCACUAUCCACAGGUAUGGCUUAUGGAAUGCCGCCUAUCAUCACGUAUGGCAGCCAGGAAUUGCAGCAACGACUUCUCCCGGAUCUUAUCCGUGGGAGGAAAAGGAUUUGCAUCGCUAUUACGGAACCGGGUGCUGGGAGUGACGUCGCAAGUAUUUCCACCGGCGCUGUGAAGAGCGAGUGUGGAAAAUACUACAUUGUCAACGGUCAGAAGAAGUGGAUUACCAAUGGAAUUUGGUCUCAUUAUGCUACGAUGGCUGUCAGAACUGGAGGCCCGGGAGCCAAAGGACUCUCGCUCCUGGUUGUGCCCCUGCUCGAUAAUACUAGUAUCUCGAUGCGCCGAAUGAAGACAACUGGAGGCACUACCAGUGGUACCACAUUCAUUGAUCUUGAAGAUGUCAGGGUUCCCACGGAAAAUCUUAUUGGAAAGGAGGGAGACGGAAUGAAGAUGAUAACUCGAAACUUCAAUCAUGAACGACUCGCAAUUACGAUUGGGGUUACGCAAACGGCUAGGGUCGCGCUCUCAGCGGCCUUUGCCUACGUCCUCAAGCGUGAGGCCUUCGACAAACCGCUCAUGGAACAAGCAGUGGUCCGGAAUCGUCUUGCCAGGUGUGGCUCGGAGCUUGAGAGUCUGUCUGCCUGGGUGGAUCAGCUUGUGUACACUAUGUGUAAAGCGAAAGAUCAUGGGGCACCGCCAGAGCUUGGAGGCCUUGUUGCUCUAGCGAAGGCCAGAGCCGGUAUAGUGCUUGAUGAGUGUGCUAGAUGUGCAGUUCUUCUUUUCGGCGGCAAUGGCUAUACUCGCACUGGUCAGGGUGAGCUAGUAGAGAAGAUUUAUCGGGAGGUUCCAGCAGCACGGAUUCCAGGCGGGAGUGAAGACGUCAUGUUUGAUCUCGCUAUUCGCCAGCUCGUCAAAAGCUUUAGAAAUAACGCACAUGCUGUGGGAAAGGGAAAGCUAUGA
Messenger RNA from Penicillium maclennaniae, 1326 nucleotides. RefSeq names its product acyl-CoA dehydrogenase family protein. Gene Ontology annotation, molecular function: flavin adenine dinucleotide binding; acyl-CoA dehydrogenase activity. Lineage: Eukaryota; Fungi; Ascomycota; Eurotiomycetes; Eurotiales; Aspergillaceae. The record is from RefSeq and is a predicted model, not a curated record. The coding region runs from base 1 to 1326 and encodes 441 amino acids. The transcript has 3 exons.